CUCCCCCUCCCCCCCCCAAUUAUUUUUGUUUUGUUAUUUGGGCUUCUUUCUCUUUCUGCACAACUUUCUCUUUUGUACCACCACCACCACCAUUAAACCAGAUGGCUGGCAUGGGCCACUGUCGUCUCCCCACUUUUCAUCACUCUUAAAAACCCCCCCUCUCGUCCUCCACCACCACCCCCAACCCAUUUCCUCAUCUUUCUCUCUCUUUCUCUCUCUCUCUAGAGCGCAGGCGCACGGAGACGACGGCAAACUGAUGACGACGACGACGACCCAGGAAGCUCCGAUGAAUGGGCACUAGAGACCCUCUUGGCUCAUGGACAUGGGUUCGGGCUCGUGGACGACCGAGUCCGGGUCCUCUUCUCCUCCCCCGCUCGAGUCCCUCAACGGCCUCAAGUUCGGCCAGAAAAUCUACUUCCAGAACAGCAGUAAUGCCGCCGCUCCUCCCCCUCACAAGCACCCCCCCGGCGGCGGCUCCUCCUCCGCCGCGCCCGCGCCGCCCGGGUCGGGCACUCCCCCGAAGAAGGUGAGGGCCUCCGGCGGCGGCUGCGGGGCGAUCCAGGGAGGGCAGCCCCCGAGGUGCCAGGUGGAAGGAUGCCGGGUGGAUCUGAGCGAUGCCAAGGCUUACUAUUCCAGGCACAAGGUCUGUGGCGCGCACUCCAAGUCCGCCACCGUCAUCGUCGCCGGCAUCGAGCAGAGGUUCUGCCAGCAGUGUAGCAGAUUCCAUCAGCUUACUGAAUUUGACCAAGGAAAACGAAGCUGUCGUAGACGUUUGGCUGGUCACAAUGAGCGCCGGAGGAAGCCCCCACCUGGAUCGCUACUAUCCUCUCGCUAUGGGCGACUGCCAUCCUCUAUAUUUGAGAACACCACCAGAGUGAGUGGUUUUCUGAUGGAUUUCACAGCAUACCCGAAGCAUGCAUGGUCAGUUCCACGUUUGUCUGAGCGCACGACGCCUGGAGAUCUAAUCCCUGGACCAGGAAAGCUCUAUCCUCAUCCGUGGCAGAGCAGUCCUGAGAACCCUCCCCCUGACCUUUUCCUGCAGUGCUCAUCCGGUGGCACGACAGCUUUCCCUGCUCCUGGGAUUCCUCCUGGCGAAUGCUUCACUGGAGUAGCUGACUCAAGCUGUGCUCUCUCUCUUCUGUCAAAUCAACCAUGGGGCCCCACAAACCAGACGUCACCUCUCGGGUCGAACCACAUGGUGCACCCCCAGGGCUCGACCCUGGCUCAGUCAAUGCCUCCUCAUAGUUCGGCCAUUCACUUCACCAGUCCUGGCUCCGCAUGGGCCUUCAAGGGCGACGAAGCCGGUGGGAGCUCCAUUGGUCUAGCUGCUGAUCUGGGCUUGGGCCAGUUCUCACAGCCACUUAACAAUCAGUUCUCUGGUGACAUGGAGUUGUCUCAACAGAGCAGGAGGCAAUUCAUGGAGCUUGAUCCCUCGAGGGCUUAUGAUUCCUCGCACCAGACUCACUGGUCGCUCUAGGUGACCCAAUCAUGUUUAAGUUGGGUUCUCUUGCAUUGCGGAGUUCUCUGCAUAAGACUGCAUGUUCUUUUCGUUUUUGAUGAACACCUGACAUGAUUUUUGUCUCUAUUAAGGCCAUUGGCCUUAACUUGAACUUAGACUUCGCUUUUGUCUUUGAACACAUGCUAUCGGAUGACAACUGGACUCUUGGUUGUGUAUUAUUAUGCAAUCACGAACUACCGUGGUUACUUUG
Messenger RNA from Syzygium oleosum, 1709 nucleotides. RefSeq names its product squamosa promoter-binding-like protein 9. NCBI's taxonomy places the organism in Eukaryota, Viridiplantae, Streptophyta, Magnoliopsida, Myrtales, Myrtaceae. The transcript has 3 exons. Gene Ontology annotation, cellular component: nucleus. Bases 317 to 1477 code for a protein of 386 amino acids. Gene Ontology annotation, molecular function: DNA binding. The record is from RefSeq and is a predicted model, not a curated record.